AAGGGACCGACCAAAAACAAUCGGAUACCUUCUGUUUUGUUGCCUGAAACGUAUUUUUCGGCUACGUUGAAACGUCAAUUUUUAGUUUUUGUACAUUUUAAUUGAUGUUGAGUGACAUUUGAUACAAUAAUCAAGGUUUUAAAGUUACACAGACAGCCAUUUCCAGAUUACCAUGGCGACUGCUGGAAACAUGAAAGAUCCAACAGUUGCCAAGAAACUGUUUGAAAACCUACAGAGUGACCUGAGACUACUGUCAACAGAAGGGAAGAGAAAACAUCCAAAUGUGAAAGAGGCUUCCGAAAAAGUUCAACUGAAGCUGAGGACAAUUUCAGCCAAGGGAGAUGACAUGCUGUCAGGGUUGGUGUCUGCUAGCUCGGAGAUACUGCAGCCUUUUGUGCAGGGAUGUGACACCAAGAACGUGAAGCUUGUCCAGAUUGGUCUCACUGCCGUACAGAGGAUGAUUUCACACGAAGCCAUAUCCAUAACUGCAGCAGACGAUGUGUUGAACAUGCUAUGGGGUCUGAUGGAGAGUGGUUUGGAGGAACUGAAACUGCUGCAGACAGCCAUACUUCUCAUCACGACUAAUUUUGUCGUCCAGCAUGAGUCACUUUCAAAGGCGUUGGUGAUCUGUCUGCGUCUGCACUUUACCAAAGACAGCACGACCAACAACACAGCCGCUGCAGCCAUCAAGCAGCUUGUUAGCAUAGUGUUUGAACGUGUCAUUGCCGAGGAUAAUUUGAAACUGCCAGAUUUUUCCGUCGAUGUGUCAGAAACAGAAUUGAAGACUGGUUCCAGCAAGGCUCCACUCUCUCUGAGACCAUGUGCAGGGGAUGCUUAUCUUCUCUUCCAGGAUCUGUGUCAACUGGUGAAUGCGGACCAGCCAUUUUGGUUGCAAGGGAUGACAGAAAUGACUCGCACAUUUGGUCUAGAACUGCUGGAGUCUGUCCUUACAGCAUUUCCAAGUAUCUUCUCUCAGCACAAAGAGUUCAGUUUCCUGUUGAAGGAGCGUGUGUGCCCGCUGGUGAUCAAGCUGUUCUCGCCCAGUCUCAAGUACCGCCAGGGGGCCCCCACCCCGCCCUCCCCCACCGGCUUUGACAACCGCCCAUUCUUCCCUAUUGUCAUGCGUCUGCUGCGAAUUGUGUCAACACUUAUUCAAUUCUAUUAUAAUCUAAUGACGACAGAGUGUGAAAUCUUCCUGUCAUUGCUGGUGAAAUUUUUGGAGCCAGAGAAACCGACGUGGCAGCGAUGCCUUGCUUUGGAGGUGCUACAUAAGCUGUUCAUUCAACCAGAACUAGUCAAGUCAUUUUGUCUAAGCUAUGACAUGAAGCCUCAUUCUACAAAGAUAUUCCGUGACAUGGUGAAUGGAAUAGGAGCGUUCAUUCAGUCGCAGUUCAUGAAUGCUCCUGGAGGGCAGGCCUCCCAAGGCCCCCAAAAGCAGACAGACCUGCAAGGCAGCCCGCCAGCCCUGGUGGGAGGCAUGCCAAUAGGUAGCGGGAUGUCCCCACCACCGGCCUUCAUGUACCGAGGGGUCUGGAUACCACUGGUGAUCAUCAUACCCCAGGGGCAGACCAGACCUACAUUUCCCAAUGUAUCGGGAGGCCUUCCAAAAGAUGCCUUCACUUUUGUCAUGUCUCAUGACAGAUUUAGCCUGGAGAUGCUAGAUAAAGUUGAACCUCCCACAGUCCCGGAUGGUUAUGGCCUAUCAGUUGGUUUUUACUGCCUGGUGGAAGCGGUCCGGACCAUCCAACUUGUGGUCGAAGGGGGAACACCUCUCACAGGGAAACGGGAGAAGCUGCAAGGAACCAAAAGUGAGAUAGUGGAACCUAAAGAAAAUGACCAGAUUCUCAAAGAUGAGGAGAGGAGUCUAUAUGAGGAGCUGGUGAACUCCUCGUGGUGCGGGAUGCUGGCUGCUCUGGCCCUGCUGCUAGAUGCUAGUACGGACGAGAGUGCCACAGAGUCUGUGUUGAAGUGCCAGGAGGCGUACAUCAGCCUGUGUGGGCGGCUGGAGAUGUCCCUUCCGCGUGACGCCUUCAUCACCUCCAUCUGCAAGGCCUCUCUUCCACCCCACUACGCCCUAACCAUUCUGAACACACAGGGAAACAUGCCCCAGAAAGGUCUAAUCCGAGCCCCCAGUCAGGAUCUGCAGUCAGCCUCAUCAGAGGCAACAGACAGGAGUCAGGUGGUUGCUGUGGGAACUGCGUUGCCAACGGCAGCACUUCCUGUAGGGGCUCAUCAGGGGCCUGUCAUGCUGACAGCCAAGAACAUCCAGUGUAUGAGGUCACUGCUGUGUGUAGCCCACUGCCAUGGUGGCAUCCUGGGGUCUGCGUGGCACCUUGUGCUCACAACAUUGCAGCACCUGGUAUGGAUACUGGGCCUCAAGCCAUCAAGUGGUGGAAGCCUGAAGGCGAGCCAGCCCGACUCGUCAGGGGCCAUAAUCACCACAGCAGUGCUGACAGAGCUACCUGUCCUGUCCUCCAUGUUGUCCAGGCUGUUCGAGAGCUCACAGUACCUGAAUGAUGUUGCCUUGCACCAUUUGAUUGACGCCCUCUGCAAGCUGUCAACAGAGUCCAUGGAACUGGCCUACUCCAAUCGGGAACCUUCGCUGUUUGCUGUUGCCAAGUUACUUGAGACUGGUUUGGUGAACUUGUCGCGGGUGGACAUUCUGUGGCGACCAGUCACGGCUCAUCUGCUCGAGGUGAGUCAACACCCCCACCUGGGUUUGCGGAACUGGGGCGCAGAGGCUAUUACCAACCUGGUGAAGGCUGCGCUGGCGUACAAGCACACACCUCCCCUGCAGGAAAACCUGAGGCUGCAGGCGAGCAUCCUGGCCCCACUCCAGGACCUUUCCACCAUCACGCAACCUGAUAUCCGGCAGAAGCAGCUGCAGUGUGUGUUCCAGAUUCUCCAUGACAACGGGGACACUCUGCACCACGGGUGGCCCCUUAUCCUGGGCGUUAUAGGGGCAGUCACCAAUGAUCAUGGCGAAAAACUUGUGCAGACAGCGUUUCAGAGCCUUCAGUUGGUUGUGACCGAUUUCUUACCCAUAAUUCCCUGCUGCUACCUGGAAGUGGUUGUUACCGUGGCAUCAAAGUUUGGUCUCCAGAAGCAAGAACUCAAUGUCAGCCUGACAGCCAUUGGCUUGUUGUGGAACAUAUCAGACUACUUCUAUCAAAACCGUGAAAGAAUCAAAACGGAACUCAACAAAUCCAAGCAAGAAGGGGACACAAAGGUCACAUAUAGGUCAGAUACCAAGGUCACGGAUAGGUCGGGGGAUACCAAGGUCACAGAUAGGUCAGAGGUAAUGACGGCCUUUGACGGGCUCUGGAUGUGUCUGUUCAUGCGUCUGGGCGACCUGUGUGUGGAUUCCCGACCUGCAGUGCGUAAGAGCGCAGGACAGACUCUGUUCUCCACCAUCUCUACACAUGGGGGUCUGCUGGAGCAGGCUUCAUGGAAAAAAGUCCUCUGGAAGGUGUUGUUCCCCUUACUGGACAAUGUGAAAAAGCUAUCCAGUACUGCCCCGAACACCAAGGACCAAUCAGCGGAGGGCAACAUCCUGAUCCACCACUCGCGGGACACCGCAGAGAAACAGUGGGCAGAGACACGUGUACUCACCCUGGCAGGGGUGGCAAGGACGUUCACUGCACAGAGGAGGAUAUUGCAGGGGUUUUACCAAGAAUUUCCCCAUGCUUGGGCCUUGCUUCUGGAACACAUAGAAGUUGCAGCCUUGUGCCAAAAUGCUGAAAUAUCCAUAGCAGCCAUAAAAAGCUUUCAGGAAAUGCUUUUAAUGCAAAAAGAUGAGACAGCUUUCACACUCCCCACCCUCCCAGUUAAGCCUCCAGUUAAUGAGUCUAUAAAUAGAACAGGGGAAUCCCCUGAAGCAAACGGUAAAUCAGACAAUCAAAAUGAGGCUGAAGAAACAACAGGAAAUGAAGACUAUGACAUUGCAUUGUGGUCUGCGGCCUGGAAAGUGUGGCUAAAUAUAGGAACCAAUGCAACAAAGCCUCCAGAAGAUUCCAAUUCCCUGUAUAUUCCAUCGCAAGCGUUCUUGACUGCUCUGAUUCAAACAUUCCCGCCCCUGUUGGAGCACAUUAAGACCAGAUUCUCUGUGUCAGAUCUGCAGAAGCUUUCCGGGGUGUUGAAGCGGUCCCUGACGGUGCCAGUUCACGGGGACAGCUCCCCGUUCAUCCUACCUGCGUACCCAGAUGUGUCCACCACACCGCUACAGGAGGCUACGCUGCAGGCAGUGGAAGCCAUUAUCAAGACUGUAAAAGCAGGGUCGGACACUAUGCAUAACAUGUACCCGGACAUCUUUGACCAGCUGAUGACGUAUGUGGACUACGGAAUACGGGUGCCAAAGUUUGGGAAGAUUGAAACCAAGCACAUCGGCUCUGUCCGAGGACCAACAGUUGACUGGGUAACGAUGAACUUUGUGCCAUUUGCGGAGCGCUGCGUCAAGUUGAUAGUGGACAUGUACCUGGCAACGGCUAGCCAUCCUACUGUUAUACAGGCCCAUGUCCUGCAGAACAUCAUCAAGACAUUCCGUCAGCCCCUGGGGCUCAAGUAUGGCUGCCCCUCCCAGAGCACCUGGAUGUUGGUGAUCAACUCCCUCCUCUCCAUCCUCAAUAAAGGGCUGCCAGUUGCUAGGAAACACGAGUCAGAGUUUUCCAGCAUGUGGUCUGAGCUGGCUUUGACACUGGACGAGUUUCUGUUCUCCAAAAACCCUUCACCACCAACCAUGUCUAUAGAGGAAUUCCAGAGAGACGAGAGUCUGGAUUGUAAGGUGGUGUGCCUGAUGCGAGAUGACAUCCUGCCCUACUCCUCCACGAUACCCCUGGAGUUCACAGAGAAGGUCAUGGCCAUCCUCAACAGGGGCUCCAUACACGCCACAUCAUCUGACUCCUUCAUUGAUACAGAUUCUAGUCGAAAGCUCAGAGAAGAGUUUGCCAAGACCUGUUUUGAGACGCUGCUGCAGUUCUCGUACAUCAAUCGAUCUAAGACCGGCAGCGACAGUUCUCUCACCCGACUGGCAGUGAUAGCGCUGCUGCAGAGAUGUCAGGAGGUGGUGAAGAAGUACUCAGAGGAUGAGAAACUCAGUGGGAAAUGUCCACUUCCUAGACCCAGAUUAGCAGAAAUGGCAUCAGUUCUAAAGGCUGUAACAACCCUCAUUGCCUCGCUAAAGAAAGCACCUCAAGCCAAUGUGGAGCCGCUGGUAUGGCAGCAUGUGAUCCAGUUGUACCCUAACCUGGUAGACUGCACCACAUCUCACUCACCCAGUGUAUGUAAGGCACUACGGGACGCUCUGUGGGAGUACAAGGACCUGCUUACCCCACCCACCACCAGCCCACUACACAACGGCAGAUAGACUUUCUCCAACCACCACCAGCCCACUACACAACAGCAGAUUGACUUUCUCCAACCACCACCAGCCCACUACACAACGGCAGAUAGACUUUCUCCAACCACCACCAGCCCACUACACAAAGGCAGAUAGACUUUCUCCAACCACCACCAGCCCACUACACAAUGGCAGAUAGACUUUCUCCAACCACCACCAGCCCACUACACAACGGCAGAUAGACUUUCUCCAACCACCACCAGCCCACUACACAAUGGCAGAUAGACUUUCUCCACCCACCGCCAGCCCACUACACAAUGGCAUAUAGACUUUCUCUAACCACCACCAGCUCACUACACAACGGCAGAUAGACUUUCUCCAACCACCACCAGCCCACUACACAACAGCAGAUCACAACCAGCCCACUACACAAUAGCAGAUAGACUUUCUCUAACCACCACCAGCCCACUACACACUGGCAGAUAGACUUUCUCUAACCACCACCAGCCCACUACACAAUGGCAGAUAGACUUUCUCCACCCACCACCAGCCUACUACACAAUGGCAUAUAGACUUUCUCCAACCACUACCAGCCCACUACACAAUGGCAGAUAGACUUUCUCCACCCACCACCAGCCCACUACACAACAGCAGAUAGACUUUCUUCAACCACAACCAGCCCACUACACAGUGGCAGAUAGACUUUCUCCAACCACCUCCAGCCAACUACACAACGGCAGAUAGACUUUCUCCACCCACCACCAGCCCACUACACAACGGCAGAUAGACUUUCUCCACCCACCACCAGCCCACUACACAAUGGCAGAUAGACUUUCUCCAACCCACUACACAAUGGCAGAUAGACUUUCUCCACCCACCACCAGCCCAUUACACAACAGCAAAUAGUCUUUCUCCACCCACCACCAGCCCACUACACAAUGGCAGAUAGACUUUCUCCAACUACCUCCAGCCCACUACACAAUGGCAGAUAGACUUUCUCCAACCACCUCCAGCCCACUACACAAGGGCAGAUAGACUUUCUCCAACCAUCUCCAGCCCACUACACAAUGGCAGAUAGACUUAAGUCCAACCACCACCCACUACAGAAUGUAAGAUAGAGUUUCUUCAGCCCCCACUAAACUUCAGAAGGCAGAGAGAUUCACCCUACUUACUACACAACGGCAGAUAGACGUUCUCCACCCAGCACCAGCCCACUACACAAGGGCAGAUAGACUUUCUCCAACCACCACCCACUACAGAAUGUUAGAGUUUCUUCAGCCCCCACUCAACUUCAGAAUGGCAGAGAGAUUCACCCUACUCACUACACAACGGCAGAUAGACUUUCUCCACCCACCCCACCCAGUUCAAAAUGGCAAUGGACUUACCCAAUCAGUUCAAAAUGGCAAUGGACUAACCCAAUCUGUCACACAACAACAGUUUGGCUCACUUUACAAGGCUGUGCUAACAGUUUCUUCACUCACUAUGAGCUGCAAGUUCAACUAAAACUUAAAUGAUAAAUAUAUUUACCCCAAAUUGGCAGAUCAACAGUGUACUUUCACAUUUAUAGGGUUCAAUCAUUGGCAAAUGCCAGGUGGUGACCAUAUUAUGGAGACUUUGACUGGUAAAACUAAUGUGUAGUGGCGCUACAAGGGACAGAGUUCUAUAGCAAAAAGUGUGAUGUAUAGUGUUUUUUUUAUAAAUGAUGUUUUUAUAUGAGGGAUUUGGUUUGCAAUUAAGUCUGCUGCUGAUCAUUAAUGAAAUUCAGCAAUAUUGACUUGUAGUUGAUAUUUUAGUUAAAAAUUGAUCUUAUUGUAAUUUAUCUUUAUUUGAGCUGUUUUUAAUUUAUCUUAAAGCUGUUUUUACAAUGAUAAAUAAAUGAAGACUUGUUAUAAAUUCUUGAAUGUGAUCAUGGACCCUUCGGAAAUGCAAUUUUCAUUGUCAAUAUUGCUUAGUGUACUAGAACAAUUAUUUAUCAGGUAUCUGAUAUAAUUGAUCAUGUUAAACCUUGUGAGUUCAAUAGAAUGUGUUACAUUUCAAGAUUUGAGUGAAACUGUUAAAAAGGGGCCUAAUUCUUGUGCGUUAAGUGUCAUCCCAGAUUAGCCUGUGAAGUCCACACUGGCUAAUCAGGGACUACACUUUCCGCUUUAAUGAUAUUUUUCGUUUCAAAAGUCUCUUCUUAGCAAAAAUCUAGUUUAGGUGGAAAGUGUCAUCCCUGAUUAGCCUGAGCAGACUGCACAGGCUAAUCUGGGACAACACUACUCACAUGCAUUUAACCCCUUUUUCACAGAGUGCAGCUCAUUUACAUUUGUGAUGUCAAGAAAGCGACUCACCUGGUGUUCUAUGAUGUAUGUGUUCUUUGUUUUAUGUCUCCAGGGACAUCGCGGUACAUUAUUAAUAUAUUAAAUAUAAAUCUACA
Messenger RNA from Dreissena polymorpha, 7751 nucleotides. RefSeq names its product protein MON2 homolog. The transcript is spliced from 36 exons. Bases 173 to 5362 code for a protein of 1729 amino acids. NCBI's taxonomy places the organism in Eukaryota, Metazoa, Mollusca, Bivalvia, Myida, Dreissenidae. The record is from RefSeq and is a predicted model, not a curated record.